AGAAUUGUUUUGAAUGGUUACAGCGCGCGGUAUGUAAACCCCUCGACUCAGCCUGCCAUCUCUGCGGGCUCAAUUGAUGUGGGUAAUUAUCGAUGUUCUACGCUGUAAUGAGCAAUUCCUUAAACUCCAUCAUGCUGAAACUAAGAAAUUCCAUGGAUUCGACCCAGAAUGUAACAGAUUUGAAUGCACUGUGUGACGUCAUCGAUCAUCUGGAGAACUUCCCGAUGACUAUGAUUCAGUUACAGGAUACUAGGAUUGGUCAACUGUUACAAACCAUUCGUCACAAGGUUGACCCACCUCUCCAAAAACGCAUUAGACUUAUUAUCAAAGCAUGGCAAAAGCUACUAUCCUCUGAAUAUUCUCAUCAAUAUGUCAUUCCUUUGAAGACGUCCGACAAAAAUAUACCUACGUCACCUAAAUCGAAUGGCACACCAACUAAAAUACCUGCUCGUGAAAGAUCGAAGCAACCAGCAGAUGCUGUAAAUGCAAUACAUCCUUCUCAGAUGAAAAGCUCCGUACAUCUCACAAAGCGAAAUUUCCCAGAUUCUUCUCCAGAAAAACUCAACAAAGAUAAUUCACAAAAACCCUCUGUGCAUCAAACAAACCAAAACGAUAACUAUGUUUCAAAUAUCUCUAAACGUCUGAAGUGCAUAGACACAACAUCAACAGUCGUCCAGGUUAAAAGUCCGAGUAACCUUGUGAAUGGUAGUAAAUGUAUGGAAUCUCAACCUCAGAAUACCAGGUUUAGAGAAAAUUUAGAUACUUCAGUACCUCAAACAACUAUUUCAACAGCGUCUCGGUCUCCUUCAUCGAAGCUCCGAGUAUCGAAUUCCAUGCGUUUGACGAAAGUCAAAUCAACUGCAGAAUUGGUUCAAGCUGCAGGAGAUUGUAUUGAUUCCGUAACUGCUGACCGCAUUCUUACAAACAGAAUCAGCAAAGAAGUCGACCCUCCUCGAGUAUGUUCUAUAAUGCAACCCACAAAAACACGUCUGGCUCGUACAAACUCUGGCUCUCAGUCAAGUUCACGCUGUGUCUCUACCAAUAAUAAUGAAAACUCGCAUUCUCCUAAAUGUAACACAAUCUUAGAUGUUAAGUCGGAAAUACCCUUGGAGUGUAGAGAAAAUCCUGUUGUUUGUGAAAAAGAUCGUAACCUAACUUCUGAUUCGGUUAAAAGUGUUAUACCUCUUGUAAACGUUUCAUCUACCAAUAAUCAAAGUCCUAUAAGUUAUAAUAAUGAAAAUAUAUCCGAUCGACUAUUAUUCAAAGAUGCUCAGAACAACACUGCGUCAAAUGCCCGGAAAGUUAAAAAGAGAAAGAAGCAUAAACAUUACAAGAAUGAAGCUGAAAUAUUAGGUCCUUCCAGACUGCAUUCCAACCAACUAAAAAGGCACCGUAAAAACAAAACGGUUCUCCCCCCUGUGACUAAUUUUAUGAAUGAUUGGCCUGACCUACCAUGUUUGCCGGACGAAAUUGACUGGCAUAGUCUUGACCGCAGUUAUGUAACUGUCUGUGAUAACAGUUCUACGGGAAUUUCAGAAUAUAACUCGCCCAAAAAAUGUACAGUAGGUGCAGAAACUGAAUAUGCUUGUAUUUCUCCCACCAAUUUACACUCAAUCAUCCUAGAUGAUCAGUAUUUACAUAUACUCCCUUGGGUUGAUAUGAUUGGUUACAAGCGUCAUUUCUUCCCUUCUUGUUCCGAUCAGGAGUUGAGUGAACUAACUACAAUGCCCGAGCCUUGGUGAUACGUGUGAUCCCGUUGAUAAAUCUUUAUUCAUGGUGCCUUUCUAUGAGAUAAACUGACCUGUUCUACUUGCUUCUUUCAAAGUGUGACUAAUUUUGAUGUAUCUAAAUUUCCUUUGGUUUAACACUGAUGCAGAUACCAUGCAGCAUUUAUUUCACUCGUCAAUAGUAUGAUUUCCCGCCGUUCAGCUCGGUCUGGUAUCUCGACAGUAAUUCAGUCACUUGUUUGUGUACCGGACGUAACUACCCAUCUAGUCUAAGUGGUUUUUGGUACUUUAAAUUGGUAGACCACUUUUCUCCUGAUACACACAUAUCGAAAGCCCAAUCCGUGUUUUUUGGACGUUUUUACUCAGUCUGGGCUCGGAAAUUUUUGUACAUAUAUUAUUUGACUGUUUGCUUUAUAAGAUUUGAAAAAAAAAACAUAUAUAAAAAGUACUUAGACACG
Messenger RNA from Schistosoma spindalis, 2185 nucleotides. Lineage: Eukaryota; Metazoa; Platyhelminthes; Trematoda; Strigeidida; Schistosomatidae. The record is from the annotation of a GenBank genome assembly.